AUGAGUAGUAGUGAUAAAAAUGAAACGGUUUUAGAAAAAGAUUUAACAGAUGUUGUCGAAUCGUCGUCAAAGGAAAAUCAAAAAAUACAAGAAUCGAAUAGUGGUGUUGAUGAUAAUGAUAACAACAACACAUCUACACAUUCAGUUAUUCCUAAAAUAUCAUUAAGGAAACCACAAGAUGAAGACAAACAAACUUUACGGAAAAAAGGUGGUCAUUUGGUGUCCUCUAUACACACAAAUGAAUCAGGAUCUGAUAAUAAUACACAUGACGAUAAUAACAUGUCAUUUAUUACAGCAGAUGGAUCAUCAUCACCCUCACAAUUAUCAGAAGGUAGUGGUAGUAUAGUGUCGUAUCCUAAUAGUGAAAAUAUAGAUUCAUUGGUGGUUACGCCUGAAAUUUCAUAUCAGGAUGAACAUGAGCGUGAAGUUCUCGUUAUGCCAGCUCCUGGCGAAACUCUUGAUCAAAUUCUAGCGCCAUUGAAUAUUCCUGAAUUAGAAAUUGGAAGAAGGGAAAGAGUGAGAAGAAGAAGAAAUGAUGACGGUGACGAAAGUGAUGAUGACGAAAGUGAUGAGAUAACAGAAUCUAUUCCACCAACUUAUACUAUUGCUACAAAUAUUACUAUCAAUCAGAAAGCUUCUAGUGAUGAAGUUAAACCAUUAUCAUCAUCGCAAAGUUACUCUCAAGCACUUAACUUUCAAAACCAAGCUGAUAAUAACAACACUGGAGAAAUGAUUUUAACAAUUUUCCAACACCAAAUACUUUUUCCAUUUUUACAAGGAUUUAGUUGGGGAAUAGGAGUUCACAUUUAUCGUUAUUUAAGAAACGGAUUUACACUUAGAAAUAUGUGGAGGUCAAUUUUUAGUAGUGGUAAUAGUGUUAGAACUGAAUCUAAUGGGUAA
Messenger RNA from Entrophospora sp. SA101, 900 nucleotides. The record is from the annotation of a GenBank genome assembly. Lineage: Eukaryota; Fungi; Glomeromycota; Glomeromycetes; Entrophosporales; Entrophosporaceae.